This is a messenger RNA of Saccostrea cuccullata (small rock oyster), 582 nucleotides long. Its product is annotated as G-protein coupled receptor moody-like. Bases 1 to 582 code for a protein of 193 amino acids. Lineage: Eukaryota; Metazoa; Mollusca; Bivalvia; Ostreida; Ostreidae. Gene Ontology annotation, cellular component: plasma membrane. Gene Ontology annotation, biological process: G protein-coupled receptor signaling pathway; cellular response to light stimulus; phototransduction. Gene Ontology annotation, molecular function: G protein-coupled photoreceptor activity. The record is from RefSeq and is a predicted model, not a curated record. The transcript has 2 exons.
AUGUCAUGGAAUAGCAGUGGAAGAGACCUAGAGUCAACAGACCAGGAAAUAACAUGGAAUCUAAGCAUGCAUAAAGUUAUAACUACAAUACUUAUUGUAGUUGGAACAGUCAUUAACUUCGUAGCAAUUUUUGUGAUCUUAAAAGGAGGACUUUAUCGUCAAAAACCAUUCACAUUUGUGUUGAAUUUGUUUGUUGGGAACUUACUGAUGUGUUCGAUUGGUUUUCCAUUGUAUAUAACACCUGCAUUUUCCUCCAUCCCUCGCCAUGAUGUAAAUUGUCCUUUCUCUGGAUUUUUUAUGUUUUCCUUGACCGGAACCUCUCUAUUAAAUUUAGUGUUAAUUUCAAUAAACCGUUAUAUUUUAAUCGUGCAGUUUACUUAUUAUGAAAGAAUUUACAGCAAACGAAACACUCUGAUGAUCCUAGUUGUAUCCUGGCUUUUUUACCCGAUAAUAUAUAUCUUUCCGAUAAUUUGGGAGAUAAUGAACGUAUCAAGCCAAAAUCUUCAACAUUUCUUUAUUUUUUGUUGUUUUAUGUUCCUUAUAAAUUUUGUAACCUCAGACAAAAUAGUUUUAAUUUUAUAG